GACUGCUCUCGCGCCCCUCUUCCUGGCACUCGGGCUGCUGAGACUGUAGCAUCCGACCCGUUUCGUGCUGCCUGCAGCGUCGCUGCCCGCCGGGGGACUGUACCAUCCAGGCCUCCCGCAGCCUCGGGGUCCCAAUUGCGGCGAAGCGACAAGUGGCCAGUGAGGCGUGAGGAUGGAGGGUGGGGACAGGACCAGCAGGAGAAAGGCAGAGAGCGCUCUCAGAACGCAACCAGGCGCGCGUCCCUGAGCCGGCGUGGCGAGCGCCCUCUGGCCGGUGCCGCCCGCCGGGAGCACCCACGGGUCGCCAGGCCCGCGCUAAUCCCCGCCAUCGGAGCAACAGCGACCGCGCUGCGCUGGGACCGCGGCCGCGACACCAGGGAACAACCAUGUCACCAUUUCUUCGAAUUGGUUUAUCCAACUUUGACUGUGGUACCUGCCAGUCUUGUCAGAGCGAGGCCGUGAACCCCUACUGCGCUGUGCUUGUCAAAGAGUAUGUGGAAUCAGAAAAUGGGCAGAUGUACAUCCAGAAAAAGCCGACCAUGUACCCACCCUGGGACAGCACCUUUGAUGCCCACAUUAACAAGGGAAGGGUGAUGCAGAUCAUCGUGAAGGGCAAAAAUGUGGACCUCAUAUCAGAAACAACCGUGGAGCUCUACUCCCUGGCGGAGAGAUGCCGGAAGAACAAUGGAAGGACAGAAAUAUGGUUAGAGCUGAAACCUCAAGGCCGAAUGCUCAUGAAUGCAAGAUACUUUCUGGAAAUGAGCGACACAAAGGACAUGAGUGACUUUGAGAAUGAAGGAUUCUUUGCCUUGCAUCAUCGCCGAGGAGCCAUCAAACAGGCCAAGGUCCACCACGUGAAGUGCCACGAGUUCACAGCCACCUUUUUCCCUCAGCCCACAUUUUGCUCUGUCUGCCAUGAAUUUGUCUGGGGACUGAACAAACAGGGCUACCAGUGCCGACAAUGUAAUGCAGCAAUUCACAAGAAGUGUAUCGAUAAAGUGAUAGCCAAGUGCACAGGAUCAGCUAUCAAUAGCCGAGAAACCAUGUUCCACAAGGAGAGGUUCAAGAUCGACAUGCCACACAGAUUCAAAGUCUACAACUACAAGAGCCCGACCUUCUGUGAGCACUGUGGGACACUGCUGUGGGGACUGGCGAGGCAAGGACUCAAGUGCGACACAUGUGGCAUGAACGUCCACCACCGAUGCCAGACAAAGGUCGCCAACCUCUGUGGUAUAAACCAGAAGCUAAUGGCUGAAGCACUAGCAAUGAUUGAAAGCACCCAACAGGCUCGCUCCUUAAGAGAUUCAGAACACAUCUUCCGAGAAGGACCAGUUGAGAUCGGUCUCCCGUGCUCCAUCCGAAAUGAAGCCAGGCCACCAUGCGUACCAACACCUGGGAAAAGAGAGCCCCAGGGUAUUUCCUGGGAGUCCCCUGUGGAUGGGAUGGAUAAAGCGGACCAUCCUCCUGAACCUGAAGUUAAUGUGCAAAGAGCCGCUCUGCAGCUGAAACUGAAGAUUGACGACUUUGUCCUGCACAAAAUGCUGGGGAAAGGAAGCUUCGGCAAGGUGUUUCUAGCGGAGUUCAAGAGAACCAAUCAAUUUUUCGCAAUAAAAGCCUUAAAGAAGGAUGUGGUGUUGAUGGAUGAUGAUGUUGAGUGUACCAUGGUGGAGAAGAGGGUUCUGUCCUUGGCUUGGGAGCAUCCGUUUCUAACACACAUGUUCUGCACGUUCCAGACCAAGGAAAACCUCUUUUUCGUGAUGGAGUAUCUCAAUGGAGGAGACUUAAUGUACCACAUCCAAAGUUGCCACAAAUUUGAUCUUUCCAGAGCCACGUUUUAUGCUGCUGAAAUCAUCCUUGGUCUACAGUUUCUUCAUUCCAAAGGAAUUGUCUACAGGGACCUGAAGCUAGAUAAUAUCCUGUUAGACAGAGACGGACAUAUCAAAAUAGCAGAUUUUGGGAUGUGCAAGGAGAACAUGCUAGGAGAUGCAAAGACAAACACUUUCUGUGGGACUCCUGACUACAUCGCUCCGGAGAUCUUGCUGGGUCAGAAAUACAACCAUUCUGUUGACUGGUGGUCCUUCGGGGUCCUCCUUUACGAGAUGCUGAUUGGCCAGUCGCCUUUCCACGGGCAGGACGAAGAGGAACUUUUCCACUCCAUCCGCAUGGACAAUCCCUUUUACCCACGGUGGCUGGAGAAGGAGGCCAAGGAUCUUUUAGUGAAGCUUUUUGUGAGAGAACCUGAAAAGAGGCUGGGGGUUCGAGGAGACAUCCGCCAGCAUCCUUUGUUCCGAGAGAUCAACUGGGAAGAACUUGAGAGGAAAGAGAUUGACCCACCCUUCAGGCCAAAAGUGAAAUCACCACACGACUGUAGCAAUUUCGACAAGGAAUUCCUAAGUGAGAAACCCCGGCUGUCAUUCGCCGACAGAGCACUCAUCAACAGCAUGGACCAGAACAUGUUCAGAAACUUUUCCUUCAUUAACCCAGGGAUGCAGACUUUCAUUUGCUCCUGAACCUCACCCCUCCCCCGACCAGAAGGGAUUUGCCUUCUCUCUGGGAACUGGUUUGAGUAUCGCUUCUGGGGGUCUCUUUUUCAAGUUGGAAAAGAAAAGAAACACUCAACAGCAAAGGUGGGGAGACCUUUGAUCUCCUCACAUGACCUGUUACCUGUAGCAGAAACCAUGUCUACUUCACUAAUGACAUCACCCCAUUAUAUCACCCGGCAUCUUUCACAGCAGCCCUUGAAGUUAGACCAUUAUUAACUCUAGUCAUUGACUUGAAAGAUGAUGGUUCCUGAUACUGUGAAGGAUUCGAACCGUAAUUCUGCUCUUGCCCUAGAUAGCAGCGGCUGGUUGGUGGUGAGCCAAGGUGCAGAUGGAACACAUUUCUCAAGACUGGAGCAGCAGAUUGCCUCUUAUAGAAAUGGAUCUCAGUCAACCAUGGAAAAGGAGCCACUAAUCCACAUUGUUCUGUGCAUGUCUGUGGCAAUGUAAAUGGUAGAAGGGAAGGAAAGGGGAAGCCCUGAGUGGGUUUUGAUGGGAUUCUCUCCAAUAAACAUAGCUUGGAACUUGAGAUUUACAAAUCUGUUCAUUCUGGCUAGCCCUGACCUUCAUGAAACAGAGGAAAGUAAGUGGCAACGAGCCGGGCUCAGGUCGCCAACAGGGAAGGGUAUGUUGCCUGUGUGCAGCAUCAUGUUCACACAGACGUCAACAUAGCCAACAAGGAUGGGAGAGUUUGCCGCUGCCCAUUGAGCGUUGCCUUCCCCAGUUCUCAGCUGAUCUCUUGAUCAGCAUAGCCAUUCAUUACCAUCUCCCCAUCAGACAAGAAAUGAAGUGCAUGAUCCUUCUGAGAUAAAGAAAACCGAUCCCUUCUCAUGCUCUUCCUGGUGAUUUGAUGACGAAUAAGUCCCUCUUUAGGUGUCCUGCAAGACAAAUGACCCAUGCAUGCUAUUUGCAGCAGUCAGUCCUGUUGGAUUAGAGUGCUAACUGUACACUUAAAAUAUCUGCUGUUUGUAUAUUCUGAUGAGAUGUGACAGUAACAAAAAGGUGGAUAUGUAAAAUGGAAUAAAAGAAGAAGAAAGAAAGAUGCC
This is a messenger RNA of Onychomys torridus (southern grasshopper mouse), 3586 nucleotides long. It is a transcript of the gene Prkcq, whose product is annotated as protein kinase C theta. Gene Ontology annotation, biological process: intracellular signal transduction; peptidyl-serine phosphorylation. NCBI's taxonomy places the organism in Eukaryota, Metazoa, Chordata, Mammalia, Rodentia, Cricetidae. The transcript has 18 exons. Gene Ontology annotation, molecular function: diacylglycerol-dependent serine/threonine kinase activity; ATP binding. Bases 387 to 2510 code for a protein of 707 amino acids. The record is from RefSeq and is a predicted model, not a curated record.